Messenger RNA from Saprolegnia diclina VS20, 1035 nucleotides. RefSeq lists its product as hypothetical. The transcript is spliced from 3 exons. NCBI's taxonomy places the organism in Eukaryota, Oomycota, Saprolegniomycetes, Saprolegniales, Saprolegniaceae. Gene Ontology annotation, molecular function: proton-transporting ATP synthase activity, rotational mechanism. Bases 1 to 1035 code for a protein of 344 amino acids. Gene Ontology annotation, biological process: proton motive force-driven mitochondrial ATP synthesis. The record is from RefSeq and is a predicted model, not a curated record.
AUGAAGCGCUUCCGCCACAAGCGGGCCGCCGGCGCGGUGCGCGUGGGGGCCGAGCCGCCAGCGAAGAUCCCGAUCCGCAUUGAGCGACCUCGCCUCCAAGCCACGCCGCCCGCCAAAUACGACGUCCAGCCGACGAGUCCCGGCGUAAACCUUGGGGACACCGAGGUGCGGCAACUGUGGCAGUCGUUGGAGGCCGUCACGAUGGAGCUCGAGUUUGCAGCGGCCGUCACCGCGGCCACCAAGGAGCGCCACGCGUGCGAGAAAGCCUACUGGGCAACCGUCCUGAGCGCGCGCGACGCGACGAUCGCGGCCCAGACCCAGCUACUGCAGCGUCUCUGCACCGCUGCCGCCAGCCAAAACAUGCACAUUUUGGACGCCGUAAUCCUCGACCUGGCACCGUUCACCGUCCAGCGCGCCAUGAGCACGGCCGCGGCCUCGGGCGAGGCCACGAUCGACGGCUUCGCCAAGAUGCACGCGCCCAAGCUCUCGCUCUUCGGCCUCCACGCCAAGUACGCCAACGCGCUCUACUCGGUCGCCUCCAAGCAGAACGUGCUUGAGGCCGUCGAGGGCGAGCUCAAGACGAUCCAUGAGGAGAUCGCCAAGAACCCGACCUUCGCCGAGUUCCUGAAGGACCCGACGAUCGCGCGUGGCGAGAAGAAGGCCGACAUUGCCAAGGUCAUGGACGCCGCCAAGUUCUCCAAGCCCGUCUCGGGUUUGUUCACGGUCCUUGCCGAGAACGGCCGCCUCGGCGACGCCAAGCACGUCAUUGCGGCGUACAACCGCUUGAUGCGCGCCCACCGUGGCGAGGUCCAGGCCAAGAUUACGUCGGCCGACCCGUUGACGAAGGAGCAGCUCGCGCAGGUGCAGACCGCGUUGAAGGCCCGCAUCCAGAAGGGCGAGACGCUCCUCUUGGAGACGGUCGUCGACCCGACGAUCCUUGGCGGCCUCAAGGUCCAGAUCGCCGACCUCUUUAUCGAUCUCUCGCUCUCGACCAAGAUCGAGAAGAUUCACAUGAUCCUCUCGACCCGUCAAUAA